Messenger RNA from Prosopis cineraria, 1048 nucleotides. Its product is annotated as ras-related protein Rab11A. The transcript has 2 exons. Gene Ontology annotation, molecular function: GTPase activity; GTP binding. The record is from RefSeq and is a predicted model, not a curated record. Bases 169 to 852 code for a protein of 227 amino acids. Gene Ontology annotation, cellular component: endosome. Lineage: Eukaryota; Viridiplantae; Streptophyta; Magnoliopsida; Fabales; Fabaceae.
ACUCUCGUUACUUGUUUUAAUAUGUUGGUUUUGAUCUUUGAAGCAGAAACAAAAAGUUGAAUAGCAGAGGCAAAGAUCCACUGUUCUGUUAUUGUUCGCCGAUCUCACUGUGAAAGAGAGGGAGCGAAGAAGGGGGGAGAGAGAGAGAGAGAGAGAGAGGUGGUGGAAAUGGCGAGCGCAGGAGGUGGAGGGUAUGGAGAUGCGAACCAGAAGAUAGACUACGUCUUCAAGGUGGUUCUGAUAGGAGAUUCGGCGGUUGGGAAGUCGCAGUUGCUAGCUCGGUUUGCCAGAAAUGACUUCAGCUUGGACUCCAAGGCUACGAUUGGCGUCGAAUUUCAGACUCGGACUUUGGUAAUCGACCACAAGAGCGUCAAGGCUCAGAUCUGGGACACGGCUGGCCAAGAACGAUACAGAGCAGUUACAAGUGCCUACUAUAGGGGUGCUGUAGGGGCAAUGCUAGUUUAUGACAUCGCCAAACGUCAGACUUUUGAUCACAUACCUCGGUGGCUCGAAGAACUACGUAACCACGCUGACAAGAACAUUGUCAUCAUCCUGAUUGGAAACAAAAGUGAUCUUGAAAACCAGCGUGCAGUGCCUACAGAGGAUGCGAAAGAAUUUGCUGAAAAAGAAGGAUUAUUCUUCUUAGAGACCUCAGCACUGGAAGCAACAAAUGUCGAAACAGCCUUCAUGACUGUGUUAACAGAAAUUUUCAACAUUGUCAACAAGAAAAGCCUAGCUGCUGGUGAAAAUCAAAAUGGCAACGUGGCGCCACCUUCUGGCAAGAAAAUUAUUAUCCCAGGUCCUGCUCAAGAAAUUCCUCCUAAGAGGAGUAUGUGUUGCCAGUCAUCUUGAGUUUCUUUAUAAUUGUUUUCAAUUUACCUUAUUCAUUAUACGAUAUUCCUAUUCCCAAUUUUUCAAGGUUUGGUGCAUUUCCUGUGCACAUUUGUAUCAAUUAGUUUAUUUUGCUUGAAGCCGAUAAUGCAAGUUACCUUAUGCAAUAUAGUGGUGUUGCAAGUCCAUAUUUGCCCAUAUGGGCGUGGCUUUGAUA